This is a messenger RNA of Nerophis lumbriciformis (worm pipefish), 2136 nucleotides long. Lineage: Eukaryota; Metazoa; Chordata; Actinopteri; Syngnathiformes; Syngnathidae. The record is from RefSeq and is a predicted model, not a curated record.
AUGUUGAUGAUGGAGGACGACGAACUGGACGCUCAUCAGGUUGAUUCGGAUUUUGAGCCGCAAAGCCGGCCUCGCUCGUGCACCUGGCCGCUGCCUUGCCCGGAGGAUUUCCCCGAGGUCAGCGGGGGACUCCCGCUGGCUGGCAUCAAGGUGGAACCGGAGGACGUGCCGGCGUGCAGAGCCGGGCUGCUGGCGGGCGGCGCACCGGGCGAGCUCAAGCAUCCGGCCGGCGCCCCGGCACCGGUCGGCACCACGCACCCGUGCAUGGACGCCAGCGGACCGCUGCGCAAAGCCAAGUCGUCGCGGAGGAACGCGUGGGGGAACCAGUCCUACGCGGACCUCAUCACGCGUGCCAUCGAGAGCACCCCGGAGAAGAGGCUCACGCUGUCGCAGAUCUACGACUGGAUGGUCCGCUACGUGCCCUAUUUCAAGGAUAAAGGCGACAGCAACAGCUCGGCCGGAUGGAAGAACUCCAUUCGUCACAACCUAUCCCUACACACACGCUUCAUCCGUGUUCAGAAUGAGGGCACUGGAAAGAGCUCCUGGUGGAUGUUGAACCCUGACGGAGGGAAAAUGGGCAAGGCUCCAAGACGACGAGCUGUCUCCAUGGACAACAGCACCAAGUAUCUCAAGAGCAAAGGUCGCAUUCGAGGCAAGCGGGUUGGUCGUCCUGGAAUUGGAGCGGGUUCAACUGUCGUGGGCCUACAGGGAUCCCCGGACCACAGUAGCCCACCUCAUAAAGGUCUACCUGGUUCUGGAGGGACUUCAGGUACGGACAGUGAGUUUGAUGCCUGGACUGAUCUUCACUCCAGAGCCAGCUCGUCAGCAUCUACCCUGAGCGGCCGUCUGUCACCAAUUCUUGCAGAAGGGGAACCGGAGGAACCUGAUGAGGGAGGCUUGUCAUGUUCCACUUCCCCCCACCUCUACCCGUCACCCACUGCCCGUUCUCCGUCCAUGGGGGCAGGCAACCGCUGUCCUCCCCUUGAGCAAUUGCCUCAGCUGACAAACCUAACAGGUGCCAUCAGUCUUGAUGAACAGCUGAUGGAGGACGGCUAUCAUCACCAUCAUUCACAGCAGCAACACCAACAGCAUCCUUCUGUUGGGAGACAUAAGCACCAAACCUCAGUCUACCACUACAGUUCUGGAGUGAAAGGCCAGACGUCCUAUGGUACAAGUGGGUAUGGUACGACAGGCAUGGGCAUGAUGCGACAUCACUCUCCCAUGCAAACCAUCCAAGAGAAUAAGCCAGCAAGGUUUUCUGGAACAAUGCGAACGUAUUCCAGCACCAAUGCCCUGCAGAGCCUCCUUACAGGGGGAGCAGCCGGGCAGCCUUACUGCCCCAAGGAAAUGAUGCUGGGUCUAAAGAGAGAAGGUCAUACGUUGAUGUCCUGCAAUGGUUCUAACCCUCACAGCCACCACGUCAGUCACCACAAUGGACAUGGCCAGAAUCACAAUGGACCUCACAGUCAUAGCCACAACAGAACUCACAGCCAUGCACACGCUCAUAAUCACAACUCAUCUCACAGCCUCAGCCACAACGGCAUCGGCCAUAACCACACAUCUCGAGUACCGCCCCUGAAUCCGUGUGGCAACGGUAAUUUACUGCAAACCUACAAUCACAAAUCUCCUUACCUGUACAGCCCUCCAGCACACGCCCACUUACCGGCGUCUACCACCCUGCCCCCCAACCCGGCGGGGAUGCUCGGCAUGCCCCAGGACUCCUGCCAUUUGGCUACCGCGCCACAUCCACACCCUCGUCACAACCAUUACCCUGACCCACAACACCAAGCCAUGGUGAACGGACCCUUCCACCACGGUCAGGGUAUGGUUGGUAGCAACGGCACCGGGGGAUACCACCACGGCUAUCACCAACCCCAUCCGCACGAGAGACUACCCGCGGACUUGGACAUCGACAUGUUCCAGGGCAGCUUGGACUGUGAUGUGGAGUCUAUCCUCCUCCAUGACAUCAUGGACUCUGGAGAGGAGAUGGACUUCAACUUUGACUGCUCUCUUGCCCAAGGGGUGGGCAUCGGAAUGGGAAUGGGGAUGGGUGUGACCAUGGGUAUGGGAAUGGGAAUGAGCGGACUGGCCGGUCCACAGCAAACCCACAGCAACCAGAGCUGGGUGCCCGGCUAA